Elaeis guineensis (African oil palm) is the source of this 1753-nucleotide messenger RNA. RefSeq lists its product as uncharacterized. The record is from RefSeq and is a predicted model, not a curated record. Lineage: Eukaryota; Viridiplantae; Streptophyta; Magnoliopsida; Arecales; Arecaceae.
AAAAGAAAAAGAAAAAAAAAAAGUAAAAGAAAAGAAUAGAAGACUAAAUUAAAAAAAAAAAAAGGAAAACGGAGAAGCUUCAAAUUGAAACAGAAGUACCGCCAUUUGUUUUCGUGGGGGCGAAGAAUAGAAUUAGUCUUUGCUAGGGUUUCCGCGGGCCCUCUUUCCCAUCCUUCAUCUCUCCCUCCUCUAUCGGAAUUCGUGGUUGGCCCGAAGAUGGAGCCCUUACGAUCGCUCAUGGAUAAGAUCAAAGGGUUCGCAAAAGCUGGCGAGGGCGUCCUGAAGGGCGCGUUCCGGAAAAGCUCCGAAAGCCCGGUGGAGAUGUUGAAGCAUGUGCAACGAGAAGCAUUUUCUGACUUAGUGAAGCUACGGGAUGGGCAGGAAAAAGUUGAAACCAUGCUUUCUGUCUAUAAAUUUGCCACAGGAUUUCCAUUCCUGGAAGCCAAAACACCAAUAAAAGGAUUUAUUGAUGUGGUUGGAAUUAUGUUGCUUGCUGGAGAUGAUUUCCAGCAGGCUUGUGGUGCCCUAGAUAGAGCAGGAACAAGAACAGGCAUUGAUUCAAAGUUCACUUUUGAGAUAGGUCUGAGACAGAAAGAUGCUCUAAUAGCUGAGAUUGCAACUAGUCAAAAAUGCUGGGUCCAUGACUGUGAGAGGUCUGAAAUUCCUUUGACACUUUCAGCAUUGAUGUAUGUGGCAAAUAUCAAUGACUGGCUAUCUGUUAUUUCAGUUCCCUUAGGUGCUCGAUGCAGCAAUUUUGGAAUUGGCUCAAACAUUUUGAAGGGGCGUCGUCGUGGUGGGAUUUCAUCAUUUGGACCCCCUGUAUUCAGUCAGUGUCAUAGUUUUGCUGCUGGUUUAAUUUUUAAAAGAUCAGAUGUUGAAGCUUGUUUAGCCGAGUUGGUUUCUGGGCAGGGGAUGCAGCACAGUGCUGAUGGUAAUGGGACUUGCUUGAGCACAUUUGCACAAGUUUCCUAUCAACCACUUGAAAAAACUAAAAUAAGUUUAUCUGGUCUCUGGCAAAUGUCUAGAUUACCAUGUCCGCUGAUCAAACUUGGUCCAUUUGCUAUUCCAGUGGGCAGUUCAAAGCAGCAGACAGGCUCUGACAUACAGAUGCAAGCACCUCCUAAUGCCACUACAAGGAACACAGUAGAUUUUAUCUCAUCUGGAUCCAUUGCUUUGAUGCUAGAUUCAGAGUUCGAUGAAAGAACCAGACUUGGUGGUUGGAUUGAGGUUCAGAAAAGUAGCCAUAAUUUCUUCCAGUGGGGAAUCUCUUUAUCUGACACCCCAGAUGAUGAGCUAGGAUAUGGUUUGAGAGUGGGAGGGAUUGCCAAAGGGCAUUUAGUAGAUCAGUUCCAGUUGGAAGGAUUUCUUAAUUACAAUCUUGGUAGGAGCCUUAACUUGCAACCAGGUCUUGUAUGGGUGAUGGAGGGGAUGACCCGAUCUGCUGCACUAGUGUUUCGGACAAGCUGGUUUAUGUGAUUGUUCAGAACCUUACGAUCAUCAUGCAAGAUAUAUGCUGGAAAGUGAUGGCCCCUGCCUGACAAAGAAAAUUUCUUGCACAGCAGGUUAGAUUGAUUCUGUUUUUUGAUUUGCGUGUAUAUUUCUCUACUUUUCUCUAGGUUUCUUAUGAUAGAUGACAAAGUACAAGCGAGAACAAGAAAACAUUGAAUUUCAUUAUGUACAUGUUUGGCACUCAGAGUGGAUUCCUGGUAUUUUUGUCCACUGAUAUAAUUAGCAUUACUGCGAUCUUGUUCCC